AAGAUAUGGUACGUUCCAACGCGAUCUCACACCUGCCUCUAAAACAAAGUCCUCUACAUUCUUUUAACACUACAAGAAGAUCUGGCGCCUCGCACCCCGCUACGGUUGGGAGAUAAUAGACUCAUGCGCAGUUGAUUGGCAUAACUUAUCCUAAAUGCCCCAGAAAGAUACGGCCAGAAGAGCUUUGGGGAAGUCAAGCCGUUCAUCAGCGGAAGCAUCCCCUGGCACUCGAUCGCAAACGCCUAAAGUUACAACUGGACCCCCGACACUGUUUGACAAACGCAGUGGAUCUGCAGGCCGUCAUUUAGCCCAACAGCCUUAUACCCCUUCGAAUAGAGGCCCGAUUCAAUCCGAGCGCAGUCGAAAAAAGAGGAGGUAUAUGCAUCCGGAGCAGUCACGGCCAGCCCUUGACCAGAGUGACGUACACAAUAGCGAUGACCCAGCCUCAAACAUCCACGAGCCUAUAUAUGAUUGUGCGGCUGAUGCUGUGUACAAAUUCAAUGAUAUUGAAGGAGGUUCCAGUUCUCAGAAUGAAUCCGAUAUUGAACGCAGAGGAUCAGAUUACCCUUACACUUCAGCUACAUCUGUAUCACGACGGCUUCACAUCGAAGAACAACAACCCAUCUCAGACAGUAACACUCCCAGCCAGACUUCGGCGGAAGCUGGGCAUGACAGGAGAACUGUCUCUGCUCGGAAGAGACUGGUUGAUAUGCUAGACAACUCCCGGCCUUCGCAAGAAACCGACAUCCCUCGCGCAAAUCAGAGUGAACAUCCAGAUGAAGUAGCAGAUCAUAACUCUGAAAAGGCUAUCAAAGCAGAAACUCCGAUGCUAUCCAGAUUACGGGGCUCUAGGAUCACUUAUGCACGCCAACGCUCUUUCUUGGGUAAUACUCUGAGCUUGACAGCUCUUGAACAGCGGGACACCUCGGUACCCUCUCCAGAUCCUGGUGAUGCAGAUCUGGGACACAUCACAAACAAUGAUGGUAACCAGAAUUUGGUUAGUGACGACGAAGAGAUUGAAUCCAGACCUGUGCGUAGCAUACAUGAGCUUAGACAGGCUGGAGAUAACGCUCGGUUUCGGGAGUCAGUUGAGGUGAUAUUUGAAGACAUUGAGGAUCCAUAUAACUCUCUCUCAGGGAAAUGUAGUAGCUUCGCACAGCUAUGCACAAAACUUCUCGAGCAUGCCUUCGUGCGUCGUUUCUCAGAAUAUGGUUUCAAUGAACGGCUUGUCAAGUGCAUAGCGGAUGACCAAGACGUUCUCAUUACGUCCAUGGCUUUAUGUGCAUUUAGACUAAUAUGCUCGAAUGGCCUUUUCUCUCACACAAGUCUGAGGUCUUUUUGGACCAUAAUCCUGCGAAUGUCUCACAAGCUCCUCACUAUGACCGACGACAUCACAAAUAUGGCAACUGAGGGAAUCACCGGCCUGUCCAAAACUGUGCAAAGAUCUUUCAAAAAGACCUUACCUCAGAUUUCAUCCGUGUUUUUUAGUGGGUCCCCAUCGCCGAGGCUUUCUCCCUGCUUGGUGACCCUUUCGUGCAUCCAGUUCUGCCUUUCUACCUUCCUUGAAAAGGGUGACGACAUUAAGCCUUUACCCGCGACGCUGACGGAACAAAUUGUCGAGUUGCUGAUAACACAGCGUGACAAUGCCGCCUCCAUAGCGAGUCUUGAGAGUUAUGAGUUAACAAGGAUGUCAUUUUUGAUUCUGGAAUCUCACUCGAUGUUACCGGGAACAUCAACGUCGUCUUAUCGCAACUUUUCCCGGCUGCUUUUCGAGAAUCAUGGUAAAUUUCUGCCAUAUUGUCAGUUUGAUCGGAAUAAGCAGAUUCAGAUGUUAUAUGCCAGGGUUAUUCUCAACCUUACAAAUAAUGCGCCUUCGCUCUGCGAAGAGUUUGCUACUCCUGACAUGGUCUCGGACUUUGUCGAACUUGCCACUACUGGAUUGUCUGGCACAUCCAUGGAUUGCAAUGUGGAUGAAGAUGGACCUUUCAAUGCCCCUAUCUUAGCUUUGGGUGUGCUCAUAAACUUGUCGGAGCAAAGCGAGCUCUCACGAGCUGCUUUUCUUAAUCCAGCGUCUGAUUCUACGUCACUACUUCAGUUACUUCUCCAGCAUUUCUCCGCGGGGCUUGCAUUUGUUGACCAGGCGCGCUCUGUGUCCGAAGUACAUUACAAUGUUGUUAUUGGGUACCUCUCGAUUGUCUUGGUUACUUUGUGUCUCAACGAGGAAGCAUUGAAUCAAAUCAGGGAGUCAAUUCGUGGCGAAGGCCUUAACCUAGUCUUAUCGACGGCAGAAGAAUUCUUAAAGUUCCACCAGAAGGUUGAGCAAGACUCCCAGCUUUUUGAGAGUUCGGGAGAACGUGGAGGUAGAUCUACAACGCGCUUGAAGGAUGUCCUGAAUCAGAUACGCCAAAAAGCACGUCUAUAAACGCCGAGAUACUUUAUAUGCAAUCUUGAUUCUCAUUCAACUCCGUAAUUAUUCCAUAUGCAAUCUGUAACAACAAAGA
Aspergillus welwitschiae is the source of this 2501-nucleotide messenger RNA. RefSeq names its product WAPL family protein. Lineage: Eukaryota; Fungi; Ascomycota; Eurotiomycetes; Eurotiales; Aspergillaceae. The record is from RefSeq and is a predicted model, not a curated record. The transcript is spliced from 3 exons. The coding region runs from base 155 to 2422 and encodes 755 amino acids. Gene Ontology annotation, biological process: regulation of chromosome condensation.